This is a messenger RNA of Agrilus planipennis (emerald ash borer), 2084 nucleotides long. RefSeq names its product piggyBac transposable element-derived protein 2-like. The coding region runs from base 315 to 2084 and encodes 589 amino acids. Lineage: Eukaryota; Metazoa; Arthropoda; Insecta; Coleoptera; Buprestidae. Gene Ontology annotation, molecular function: sequence-specific DNA binding. The record is from RefSeq and is a predicted model, not a curated record. The transcript has 3 exons.
UAUCAAUUUACCAAUAUAGUACACAUUUUGCAGUGCAGAGUGCUUGUUUGGUGCUUAGAAACUACUGCUCAAUGAUUUAUAAUGCCGCAUUGUUGUUAACCCAUAAGUGCCCAUCGUAUGAUAUAUCAUACGCAAAUCACAUGUUGUUUUGAGGUACCGUGUACGGGAUCGUUUUGAUUGUUUGCUGUGUUUGGUGUUUGGACAACAUUAUCUACAUAAAGUACAAUAGGUAAAAAUUAAUAUCGCAUAUUUUUUGAUAAAACUGUCUAUCACAUUGAUCUAUAAAUUUUUAGAUACCGAUUUCUUAGCCGAAGAUGAGUAAACGACUUUAUAAUCCUGCAAAUCAGAGAGACGCAGAAGAGUUAUUAGCUGUUUUAAAUGACUUGGAUUCAGAUGAUGAGUAUUACGAAGACUUCGAUAAUGCUGACCAGUUAGAUUUUGUGCUACUUCCUCCCGUGGAUGGUGAGGACAGCGAUCAAGAUGAUGGGCCUAGUGAUGAUGAACUUCCGCCGCUUAUUACUGAUUUAGGAAGAGGAUUGUUAGCGCAAGCUAUGGAAAUUAUUGCAGUGAAUAGGAAUGAAGGGAAAAGUAAACUGUUUAUUGAAGAACAAAAUACGGUACAAAGUGAUAGCGACAGUGAUUUAGAGACGUUAGCAGAAAAGCAGAAAAGGCUGAAAUCCCAGAGUAUAAAGACAAACGAUAAAAAAAAGAAGAAAACAAGGCAAUGGAAAGAUGUAACCCUUGUAGAAAGAAAGGAAAAGAUUUGUGAGUUUGAGAAGAAUCAUCCUCUAAUUGUCCAAGAAGGUGUAGAUAAGAAAUGGGCACCAAUAGAUUUUUUCAAAAGGUUUUUCUCUGAUGGAAUAAUUGACUAUAUUUGUCAAGAAACAACACGCUAUGCUUACCAAAAGGGUUUUCAUGACUUUUCUGUUACACGAGAAGAUAUUUACAAGUAUUUAGCGAUAAUACUAUUAUCAGGGUACAGUCCUGUUCCAUCAAGGCGUAAUUACUGGGAAACUCGUCCAGACACACAUAAAUACCUAGUAAGCAAUAGUAUGUCUAGGAAUAGAUUUGAAACUAUUCAUCGAUUUAUACACUUCAAUAACAACUUAGAAAUUGACAAAGAGGAUCGUAUUUAUAAAGUAAGGCCAUUGUUUGAUCACAUGAAUAAAAUUUCUUCAGAACUUAUCCGCCCAUUAGGAAAAUAUUUUUCAGUAGACGAAGCCAUGGAACCAUAUUAUGGUAGGCAUGGUAUGAAACAAUACAUCCGUGGCAAACCAAUCAGAUACGGUUUUAAACUUUGGUGUCUUACAACAUUCGAUGGGUAUCUUAUAAAAUGUUCUGUUUAUACUGGAACUGGAGAUAAAUGUGAAGGAAAGUCUUUAGGAUCCUCGGUAACCGAAAACUUAUGUUUAAAUUUUUUAAACGAUGGCAGUAUUAUUUUUAUUGAUAACUUCUUCACUUCUCUGCCAUUACUACAAACGUUAUCAGAGCAUGGAAUGUUCGCGGUCGGUACUAUCAGGUCUGACAGGGUGGAAAAAGCACCUCUUAAGGAUUUGAAAAAACAUAAGCGUGGUUCUCAUCAUAGUCUAAAAGAUGUCACGUCCAAAAUCACAUUGACACGUUGGCAUGAUAAUAGUCAAGUAACUGUGGCCACAAAUUUAGACAAUGAAACAUUAUGUGAAACAAAAAGUUCCUGUAAACGUUGGUCGAGAAAGGAGAAAGGCUCUGUGAAUAUUGACCAGCCAACUGUCAUCAAUUACUAUAAUAAAGGAAUGGGCGGAGUUGAUCGUUUCGAUCAAAUGCGAGGAGUUCACCGAUCAAAAAUAAGGUCAAAGAAAUGGUACUGGCCACUAUUUCGUUUCCUGUUAGAUGGUAUGACUGUAAACGCCUGGUACCUUUAUCGCUUUGCAAACAGUAAAGAUAAUAUAACACUGUUUGAAUUUCGAAGGAGGGUAGUAUUAGCAAUCCUUACAGCUUCUCCAUCGUUAAAUAAUACUGGACCAAGGCNCGAUAGGAAGGUUUAUAUGGAACCAAAUAUUUUGGAAGUCGUGGACGGCAAAUGUGCUGCUGCUCAGAACCACUAA